AUGGACAGCGACGACAGUGGUCCCACCAGCCCGGACUACAAGCCAGACCUGAGCGCGGAAGUGGCCAUGCUCUCGACAAAGCUGGUGAAUGCCAUCAACUUCCAGACGAAUCUCGACGACUCCCUCCAGCAAACGCGGCACGAGCUGGAGGUUUCACGGCAGAAGGUCGCGGAGUUGGAAGCCGAGAAGCAACGGCUGAGCAAUGUCAUCAACGGCGGCGCGUAUGUGAAGAGAAGCGACAUGGACAGGACUGUGAGCAACAUGCAGAUUGAGGUUGCAAGUGCCCGAGCGGCCAGGGAACUCGCGGAAAAGGCGAAGAAGCAGACGGACAAUGAGCUGGAGAAUUUGACGGUCUCGCUGUUCGAGGAGGCUAACAAGAUGGUUGCGAUCGCGAGGAAGAACACAGAGGCAUCGGAGAAGAGAAACGCACAAUUGACAGCUCAGUUGAGGGACACUGAAUUGCUGCUCGCGUCCCAGCAGGAGCAGUUGCAGGACUUGAAAGGCACUAUGGAGAGGUUGCAGGACGAUGCUCUGCCAGAGCCCAGCGUGCCGUCAACACCGAUCACCGCCAACGCAGCAAUGUUCGACUCGCUACCGAUGAGCUCGAGUGCCCUCAUGGAUAUGACGCCCGAACACCCGCUAUUCUUCACACACAUCUUGAGUCCCGUUCUCCGCAACGACACUGCAGCUUUCGCCGAUUUCCAGGAACUCCUGCUUCUCGCCAGACGGUUAGGAGCUCACUCUCGAUCAAACAGCAGCAACAACAACAACGCUGCGAACAAUGUCUCAUCGGCAGGGUCCAUGUCCUCGCCGAACAUCCCCGGAGCAUUUUCUUUGUCUUCGAAUCAAAGCCCGUCAUCGAUCUAUGGUGGCAGCACAGUGGCGUCCAUGCCCGCGCUGAAAGACAGCAAGUUCUACAAGCGAGCGUUGACCGAGGACAUUGAGCCAACACUACGUCUGGAUCUGGCACCUGGACUGUCCUUUUUGAGCAGAAGAAGUGUCCUCUCUUCCCUCCUUCAAGGUACCUUGGUCGUGGAGCCCUACCCUCAGAACAAGCACUACUUCAAUUGCACACUCUGCGGCGAGCAGCGCCGGAAAGAAGAGUACAUCCGCCGGCAUCGCUUCCGCAUGUCCGAAGAUGACGGCGUAUCGAAACCGCUCUGCGACUACUGCGUGUCCCGCUUGCGAUCCACUUGCGACUUUGUCAGCUUCCUCCGCAUGGUCCGCGAUGGAUUGUGGAAGUGCGAUAAUGAACACGACCAGAAAGCCGCGUGGGAAGAGAGUGCGCGAUUAAGAGAACGCAUGUUCUGGUCUCGUCUGGGAGGUGGAGUAAUCCCA
Molecule: messenger RNA, 1338 nt
Organism: Zymoseptoria tritici IPO323
Lineage: Eukaryota; Fungi; Ascomycota; Dothideomycetes; Mycosphaerellales; Mycosphaerellaceae
Exons: 1
Biological process (GO): exocytosis
Cellular component (GO): Golgi to plasma membrane transport vesicle; cell tip
Molecular function (GO): guanyl-nucleotide exchange factor activity
Source: RefSeq, a predicted model, not a curated record